ACGCACUUCUUUCUCCAGCCCUCACACACUCAUGCUCGCUCUGAGCCCUUGUUUAUAGUGUCCUUUCGAGAAUAACUUAUCUAAUAUUCCUACAGGGAGCAAAUGUAUAACUGAAUCAAGACACACCCCUCCGAAGCUCCAAUGCCCCAGGUUUCGUGGAGAAACAUGUCUAGCCUACUUACAUUCUUUCAGGAAAGUGUGAGCCAUACUUUUAAUCCCGGAUCUUUCGACUGGUUCGAUCGUGCAUACCUCGUAGACUGGAUAAUAGCUUCAAUCGCCUGGAUUAUUGCUUGGCUCAUUAAAGGCUUGCCACCUUUUGAACGCGAUUUCUCCUUAGAUGACCCCUUCAUUAACUAUACACACAAAGAAAACCAAAUAAGCGGCAACCUAACGUGGAUACUCGCUUUGUUUGUUCCCCUUGCAUUUGUCGUUAUUGUUGGUCUCAUCAGAGCAUCUGCCCUCGAGAUCCAUCAUGGCGCCUUAGGCCUGUAUGUUUCAAGAGCAUUCACUGCGCUCACAACAGAAGCUCUCAAGAAUAGAGUUGGUCGCCUUCGUCCCGAUUUCCUCUCCAGAUGUAAAUGGAGUGAAGAAUUGCAUGCAUGCAGGGGAAAGCUUGAUAAGGUGUUAGAUGGCCGACGAUCUUUCCCUUCCGGACACUCUUCAACAGCAUUUUCUGGAAUGAUCUUCCUCUUCCUAUGGUUGGCAGGCGUCACCGGUGCCUGGUGCUUUAGUCGAAGUAUCCCUUCACGGUCACUCCUCGGAAGUCGAAUUGCACGAGUGUGUUUCACUCUCCUGCCCAUAGCUUUCGCUACCUGGGUAGCCAUAUCGAGAGUCGAGGACUACAGGCAUCACAAAGAGGAUGUGAUUGUCGGCAGUCUUAUCGGCAUAGGCACCGCGACGAUGGCUUAUCUCAUCUACUUCCCAAAUCCCUUCUCGUGCUCAACUGCCUCCGACAUGGAAUCCAAUGUCAAUCGACCAAGACUUAUAUACAGAGACAACGAGCAUGGAAGAGUAAGAAAUAACUAUAACUAUGAAUUGGCUGGGAUGGGAAAUGCGACGGAAUCUGUGUGAGACGAGGGGAUCGAAUGAUGGAACUGAAUAUUACAAUAGAACGUGCAGGGAAGUCCAUCCUAUGAUGUUACUUCUGUUGUCGCCGCUUCUCCUCGCACGAAUACCCACUUAUCACCUACUCUCUGCAUCCUACCUGUGGGAGCUCCUCCAGUUGGACUGAGGUGCUCAGCUUGCGAGGUGUCCUCUUCACUAGGGACAGACUGCCCGCGACUGUCGUUUGACCAAGUACCACUCUGCUGUUGUUGCUCCUGCCAUGCAGCCCCUUCAUAACCUGUAUCAUACGAACUCUCCAUUUCCUCCCCUCCGCCCAGCAUCACUGCAUCUGUACCCCUGUCAUCCCCACGUCGAUCGCCCGAAUAUCCCCAUUGCCCCCCUCGGCUAUUGCCGUGACCAAAACUGCCGCGACCUCUUCCUCUUCCUCGAUUUGUUUGUGGACGAUUCCAGUUCUCUUCAUGACCAGACCAAUGAUCGCCUUGUUGUUGCACGCCAUACUGACUAGUUACAGGAAACAUGUUCCCGCCCAUAAUGUACUGCAUGAGUUCCUCCUGUGACGGCAGAUAGCCGUUCGUAACUGCCCACGCUUUUCCCAGC
This is a messenger RNA of Somion occarium, 1662 nucleotides long. The record is from the annotation of a GenBank genome assembly. NCBI's taxonomy places the organism in Eukaryota, Fungi, Basidiomycota, Agaricomycetes, Polyporales, Cerrenaceae.